AAAUCAAAAUCCAAAAUUUUUCAAAUUUUAAAGUAAAUAAUCUGCCUGAGUUCUUUGUGAAGUAUUUUUGAAGGCAAAAAUGCAGGCUAUCAAGGAAAAGUUUAAUGAUAUGAGCGCCAUGCGCAAGGCCAAAGCUGAAGCUAAGGAGGAGGAAAAAGCCGAGAAGGAGUUGGCAAAGGCAAGAGUAGAAGUAGCACAUGAGGUAAGAUUGGCAAGAGAGGCAGAAGCAGCCAUGGAUCUGCACGUGAACAAAGCUGCAGAGAAGAUUGCACAUGAAGAGGAAAAGCAUGUUCACAACAUUAAUGAAGGAACCUUGGACCCUUAUGCUGCCAGCUUCACCAAUACUAACAAUCCCACUGGAGGAGACCCUUAUGGUCUUGGUGCCAACCAUUCUGGUCAGCUCAAUAAUGCUGGAACAGGACCAACUAACAAUCUUCUUUAGACUGUUUCUCUACUAGUUUAAUUUGAUGCCUCAAGCUCAUUGGUUAUAUAUAUAUAUAUGUAAAAGAAUAAGUGGAGCAACUUUUGACGAUCUACAAUGUUCCAAACAAAUAAUACAAAUUAAAGAAGGAGGUUAUUCAGUGUAAGAUUUAAAAGCAUGUCUUUUCUUGUGGCUACACCAAUACUAAGUACACUAUGAACGAUAGAUGAAA
Lycium barbarum (goji berry) is the source of this 653-nucleotide messenger RNA. RefSeq names its product late embryogenesis abundant protein 6-like. The record is from RefSeq and is a predicted model, not a curated record. Gene Ontology annotation, biological process: embryo development ending in seed dormancy. The transcript is spliced from 2 exons. The coding region runs from base 80 to 442 and encodes 120 amino acids. NCBI's taxonomy places the organism in Eukaryota, Viridiplantae, Streptophyta, Magnoliopsida, Solanales, Solanaceae.